This is a messenger RNA of Nannizzia gypsea CBS 118893, 2703 nucleotides long. RefSeq lists its product as hypothetical. Lineage: Eukaryota; Fungi; Ascomycota; Eurotiomycetes; Onygenales; Arthrodermataceae. The record is from RefSeq and is a predicted model, not a curated record. The transcript is spliced from 2 exons. Bases 1 to 2703 code for a protein of 900 amino acids.
AUGCGAUUUGACCAGCCACCGGGACAGCAGCCAGCAAGCCAGCCAGCGAGCCCGCGCCAGCGCCAGCAGCAGAAGACACGCCAGCUUCGUCUUCGUCCCCAGCUCCCACCACCACCACCAACACCAGCACAUACAGCCAGCAUCUACACCUACAACAACCACCAGCGGACAGGACGAGGACACGAACCAGGAGCAGAGGUCAAUUGGUCUUCUCUGCCCGAGACGGAGACGCAGCCCGACUCGCCGGCUUUCACGUUGACGUCCUCGCUGCAGCCCGUGUUUCCCGCCGUGUCGCCCUCUGCUUCCACCCGCCCUGACGAGACCCACGACCGCCACGACCAGUCUACGAUAUCAACAUCAACUUCUGCCCGGCCGUCGAGGCAGCGCCAGCGACGCCACCAGAGACGAGCUGCCCUGCUCAAAUCCACCGGCCAGAGUCCCUCCUCGCCCGACCAGAAACACGCUCACACACACACUCACACUCACACUCACACUCAGCAGACCAGACAGGACCCCCAGCUACAGACUCCUCGGAGACAGACACCGCCUCGCCGGCAGCUCACCCUUGAUUCCAUAGAGCAGAGGCUCGAUAAUACCCGGCAGGAGAAGGAGGAGGAGGAGGAUCCCCAGGGAGCUCGUCUGGGCAGCACUCGGCAGGGCACCACCACUGCUGCGUCGUCCUCAUACUGGCCGGCGCAGAGCACCAGGGUCUCCCCCAGCACCACCUCGGCCAUCCUCUGGGUGCUCGAAGAAGCCAUCCGCACCCCUUACCCUUUCACUCCGGACCUGGCAGAGCUCAACGCGUCCAUGUCGGAGCUCUUCGAAACCCGGGCAGAUGUUCCCAACGGCCGCGGCAGCCAGCAUCACCGCAACAACAACAACGGUGUAGCCGUUGCCCCCAGCGGGAACGGGAUGGGACCCGGGCAGCCUCUGGCCUUACCUGUGCCUGCUGCACCCACCACUGCCACUGCCACUACCACCCAUCCAGCCAGCGGUGUUCGCACCCCAACCGACAUCAUGAGACGGCGGCGGGAGCGUGAGCGGGCACAGCUCAAGGCCGAGCAGGAGGCCAAGCUGAGAGAAGAGCAGCUACAGAAGCAGGCUCAGCAGCAGCUACAAGCUCAGGCUCAAGCACAAGCUCAAGCACAGGCCCAGGACCAAGCACAUGCACAUGCACAUGCACAACAGUCCGUCCCAAACAUCACAGUCUCCCAGGAGCCUAGCCAACGGCAGGGAGGCAGGCAGGAUACCGUCCGGAUAGUUGCAGACGACCAGCAGAGGCCCACCGGACAGCGAUCGAACAUCUCCCAGGCGGCCAAGUUGGCGACGGGCGGUUCACAGCAACAGCUACCAGACAGCUCAUCCAGACCUCAGGCUAGUCAAUCUGCGGCAGGCGGCCAACAGCAGCAAUCAUCUAGGGGUAAAGCAGCGUUCCCUCACGCCUUUGAACGCUGGGAGAUGCUCUCCUCCCACUGGGAGGGCCUUACCAGCUACUGGAUCCGUCGUCUGGAACAGAACAACGAAGAACUCAGCAAAGACCCGCUCAGCCAGCAGAUGUCUCGACAGGUGACAGACCUCUCUGCCGCUGGAGCCAACCUGUUCCACGCCGUUGUCGAGCUGCAGCGUCUCCGAGCCUCGUCCGAACGCAAGUUCCAGCGCUGGUUCUUCGACACCCGGGCCGAGCAGGAACGCGCUCAGGAGGUGCGUGCAGAGCUGGAGCGUAUGCUAAGCUCCGAGCGUCAGGCCCGUGCCGACGCCGUGGCCGCCCUGAAGCAGGCUGAGAGUGACAAGGCCAAGGCACAGGAGCUGGCCAGGGAAGUCCGGCGCGAGCUGCAGAUAUCGCGAGACGAGGCGCGCCGAGCCUGGGAAGAGCUGGGCCGCAGAGAGCAGGAAGAGCGGGACCGCACCAUCUCGCUCAGGAACGGCGAGCCCACCAUCGUCGGCGGCGUCCAGGUCGUGCCGAUGCUGCAGUCCGUCCCUAGCAGGCACACUAGCACUGCCAACCGGCCCCCAACCCGGGAGGGCCCUUACCCAGGCGGCCCCAGUGCGACCUCCAUGGGAGGCCAGUCACAGCAACGUCCCUUGCUGGAGACGACCGAGGCAACCGGAUACGGUGACAAUGGUCACGAUGCAGACCCCUUCAUCGAAUCAGCCAAUCCUCCCUUUGUCCCCGAAGCACCUCAGCCUCCCGGUCAGACGGAAGGCGGCCGCAGCCACUUCUACCAGCACAACCGCCAGGACAUCCACGGAGGCACCGAAGCAGACCCCAGCGAUGUCCUCUCCGAGGACGGCCGAACACCUAUCACCACUACUGGGGAUGGGACUACUACUACUCCCGCUACCGCCGUCACUAAUGGCGGUACGCAGCAUGCCUCUGAUGGCCGCCAACAGCUUUCUUACCCUCGCGCCAUGUCCGAUGAUAGUGACGAAUACACCACGGAGCCAUUCGACAAUUAUGUUACCUAUGGCUCAGGACCCCAUGGCUCUCCUGGAGCAGGAACCAGCACCGCAGACGACAGCCACGUCGGCUAUCCUGCGCCAGUCGACUACAGCGGAUCCGGAUGGGGGGUCGGCGGCUCUGGAUGGGACUCAGUUACUCCCCGUCACCGCCAUCCAACUCGGCUCAGUGACGUAUUGGAAGAGGACGAGCGAAGCCGUACCAGCCCCAGCCGCGCCAGCCAGACCAGUCGAAACAUGCAAUAG